AUGACUGAGAACACAACGCUCUGUGGACUGCCAGAUGAACUUCUAGUCGAGAUCAUGCAACACCUCAGCAUAAUUCGCUCCGAUAAGAUACAGUCGUUUCACUUCCAGAAAUUCAUCUCAAGGGACCGAGAAUCCGAGAAUCGUGCUCGUCAGCUGGCACUAUACAAUCUCUGUCUGGCUUACAAGCAUGUACGGCGCAUAGCUACUCCAAUACUGUAUUCUUCCUUCACAGGAGCUGCUGAUUGGAAUGGGACACAACCUCUGAAACUGUUCCAUCGAACUCUCAAUGAACACAACGUUGUGGCUGGUCAACACUUCAAACACGCCGAGUAUCUGCAGUAUGUAGAGAAUCGAGCUUUCGACGGUCAAGAUAUAGGUGACAGCUACGCCGAUGAGAAAGAUCCAGAAUCGGCACAUAUGUUGGCCCAUUACUUCUACUUACUGGCAGACAUAGUCAAUCAGGCUAUGAACAUACAAAACCUGACUGUCGAUAGCUUAGAGACCCACAAGAUCACGUUCUGGGGAUACAUUCUCCCUGGAUAUCAUGGGAUAACUGUGUUGGCUCGGCAUGCAUUUCGCAAGUUGCAAACACUACAUGUCGGACUGAUUGAACGGGCCACUCCUGGUCACCAUCACAUCACUCGACCUUUCUUCUUCCUCGAAAUCGCUACAGUCAUGACCUCAGUGCCGUUGCUUUCCAAUCUCCAAGCUUAUGGGUCCUUGGGUCUUGACGUAAUACACGACGGAGUUUUCAGCGGAUCUUACCAGCGCCUACAACGUCUGGAAAUUCUCGAUUACGGUGAGGAUUUUGGAAUAGUGGGGCAAAUUUGGUCAGCAUGUGAAGAACUUCAACACAUCGUUUGUUUGUGGGCCCCUGCGAUUUUCGAAGCCGAGGGCCCGUCUGCUCUAUACCCCGCACUAUUACAAAAGCUGGAUACACUGGAAACGCUGCAUCUCGAUUUUUGUGAGGUGCAUUUCGAAGAUUCAUCUAUUGCGCCUGAGUGUCUUGGUACUCUGUGA
Pyrenophora tritici-repentis Pt-1C-BFP is the source of this 1020-nucleotide messenger RNA. RefSeq lists its product as uncharacterized. The record is from RefSeq and is a predicted model, not a curated record. Lineage: Eukaryota; Fungi; Ascomycota; Dothideomycetes; Pleosporales; Pleosporaceae.